Messenger RNA from Psilocybe cubensis, 309 nucleotides. RefSeq lists its product as uncharacterized. The record is from RefSeq and is a predicted model, not a curated record. Lineage: Eukaryota; Fungi; Basidiomycota; Agaricomycetes; Agaricales; Agrocybaceae. The transcript has a single exon. The coding region runs from base 1 to 309 and encodes 102 amino acids.
AUGUCAACAAAAGCCAAAGCGACGUCGAAAGCUCUUCCAUUGGCUGAUGUUCUGAGAGAUCUCGCCGUGCUUCGAUCAUCGGGUGUAGACAUUCCGCAGAUGUUCAAUUUGAAGCAAUCCCAAACGGUGGAUGGGAUCAGCAAUACGGCAAUGCCUGUGCAACAGUCAGUGGCUGCGUCUCAUGAUUUCGUCCGUGUUUCUCGUGCGGCCAUCAAACUGCACGACUCGGGCAAAGUUGAAGUUGAAGGGAGCAAGGUCGAGGAAAUCAGACAGCAGUACGCGGAAUUGCUGGAUGGCUUGAAGGACUAA